CAACUGUAUAUUGAUACAAAAAAAAAAAAAAAAACUAUAUUCUAAUAAAAGUACUGUUUCUUUCCCCCCAGUAAUAAAUAUGGUGUCUACCAAAGAUGUUGAUCAAGCUCAAGAGCUUGAAGUUAUGUUGACUCGCUUGCAAGAAAUGAUAAUUGAUUAUGUGAAAAAAGGACAAUCAGAAACUUUACCUGUAGUUAACUAUAAAAGCCCUGAAGAGUUAUAUAAAACUAUUGAUUUUAAAUUACCUAAUGAAGGAGCUGGUAUUGAAGGGACAUUUGAAUUGAUCGAGUCUGCAAUGAAGUAUAGUGUGAAUUCCUGGAAUCCUCGAUUUAUGGAUAAACUGUAUGCAGGCACAAAUCCUAUUGGUGUCAUUUCCGAGCUUUUACUAGCUGUCAUGAACAGCAAUAGUCAUGUUUAUCAUGUUUCUCCAGUAUUUACUUUAAUGGAAAUUGAAGUAACUAAAGCUGUAGGCCAAUUAUUAAAUAUGGGACAAAAUGCAGGAGGCUUAUUAUGUCCAGGAGGAGCUGCAUCUAAUUUAUUAGCUAUGGUUACAGCAAGAAAUAAAUUCUUUCCUAUGAUUAAAACUGAAGGCUAUUUUCCAAGGCCUAUCAAUCCAAAUGCAAAUUAUGGACACCUGAAGGUAUUUACUUCAGCCCAUGGCCAUUAUAGUAUAGAUAAAACCGCUCAAUUGAUGGGAUUAGGCACAAAUAAUGUCAUUAAAGUACCUGUGGAUGAUAGAGGAAGAAUGAAAGUAGAUGAAUUAGAAAGACUCAUUUUAGCAAGCAUGGAAAAAGGCGAAACGCCUUUCUUCAUUAAUGCAACAGCAGGAACAACUGUUUUGGGAGCCUUUGAUCCAAUUCGAGAGAUAUCUACUAUAGCUAAAAAAUACAGUUGUUGGCUUCAUGUAGAUGGAUCUUGGGGAGGUGGUGCAGUAUUUUCAAAAAAAGUAAGAGAAGAACGAGAUUGGUUCGAUGGAUCUGAACUGGCAGACACAUUUACUCUUAAUCCUCAUAAAUUACUUGGUGUCCCCUUACAAUGCUCCAUGCUUAUUACACCACAUGACGGUCAUCUUUUGUUCGCCCGAGCUAAUACGUUAGCAGCCGACUAUCUCUUCCAUGGUAACCCAUAUGAUUUAGGAGCAGGUACAGUAGGCUGUGGUCGUCGUCCAGAUGCAGUAAAGAUAUUCUUGUCUUGGAAAUUUUACGGACAGGAGGGAUUAGGUAGACGAAUCGACAGAGCUUUAGCAUCAGCAGAGGCAUUUACAGACUUAGUUAGAUCAAGAGCUCAUAAAGGGUUUAAAUUAGUAAAAGAUCCAUGUUCGUUCCUGCAGAUUUGUUUUUGGUUUGUGCCACCACAAAUCAAGCAGCAACAAGCUAUUCAGAAUUUAUCGAGAAUUACAAGAGAGCUACAUCGUCACAUAAAUCAAUCAGGCGAAUUUCUCGUAGAUCAUGCGCCUGUGAUGGGGGAACAAGAUUUCUUUCGAGUUGUUAUAAAUGCUCCUAGUGUGAGCGUGCAUGGUGACUUGGAAAGGCUUCUUGAUGCUAUUGAGGAGGCAAACUUAACUAUAGAUUGGAAUAAUAUAUUAUAAAUUUUCAUUAUUAUCAUGCAUAUCAAAUGACUAUCAGAG
Cokeromyces recurvatus is the source of this 1627-nucleotide messenger RNA. Its product is annotated as pyridoxal phosphate-dependent transferase. The transcript is spliced from 6 exons. Bases 80 to 1588 code for a protein of 502 amino acids. Gene Ontology annotation, molecular function: carboxy-lyase activity; pyridoxal phosphate binding. NCBI's taxonomy places the organism in Eukaryota, Fungi, Mucoromycota, Mucoromycetes, Mucorales, Mucoraceae. Gene Ontology annotation, cellular component: cytoplasm. The record is from RefSeq and is a predicted model, not a curated record. Gene Ontology annotation, biological process: carboxylic acid metabolic process.